GUCUGUCAUUUGGCUCAUCCUUCCGGUCUGCAGCACACGCACUCCACACUCUAGAUUGGGACAGCUGGGUGGGGGCCGGGAUGAGCCGGCCUGCUCUUAGCUACAGAUUUGAGAAAGUUUCGUAGUGAACGGAGGGGGAAACACGACUUUUGGUUGCUCUGAGGACCACUCCCAAAGGGACGCAGUAGACCUAUUUCUUUCAAGAGACGGGAAGGGACAGGGAACUGGCAGUGUCCGCCAUCUUGGUGAAGGCAAAGGAAGGCGCCGGGAGCUGCGCGGUGGUCGGCUCUGCCAGCUCAAAUGCGUCAUAUUAAUAAAGAGAAAAGGAAGGUCGAAACUUUCUUGCGCCCCACCCUUCAUACACACCCCUUCUGUCUACCCCGCUGUCACCACUAAACUCGUGGGUCCUUCGCCUGCCUCGAUUGUUAAGCCUCUGCCUGAAGGAAGCUUAGCAGCCAGUGCCUCGGAACAGGCUUAAAAUAGCGCCGAAUGAGGGGCAAGGGAAAUGCCGACCAAUUGCGCUGCAGCAGGCUGUGCUACUACCUACAACAAGCAUAUUAACAUCAGCUUCCACAGGUUUCCCAUGGAUCCUAAAAGAAGAAAAGAAUGGGUUCGCCUGGUUAGGCGCAAAAAUUUUGUGCCAGGAAAACACACUUUUCUUUGUUCAAAGCACUUUGAAGCCUCUUGUUUUGACCUAACAGGACAAACUCGACGACUUAAAAUGGAUGCUGUUCCAACCAUUUUUGAUUUUUGUACCCAUAUAAAGUCUGUGGAACUAAAAUCAAGGAAUCUUUUGAAGAAAAACAACAAUUGCUCUCCCCCUGGACCAUCUAAUUUAAAAUCAAACAUUAGUAGUCAACAAGUACUGCUUGAACACAGUUAUGCCUUUAGGAAUCCUAUGGAAGCAAAAAAGAGGAUAAUUAAACUGGAAAAAGAAAUAGCCAGCUUAAGAAGAAAAAUGAAAAUUUGCCUACAAAAAGAACGUAGAGCAACUCGAAGAUGGAUUAAAGCUACAUGCUUGAUGAAAAAUUUAGAAACAAAUAACGUAUUACCUAAGGGCACAUCAGAACACAUUUUACCAACUGCCUUAAGCAGUCUUCCUUUGGAAGAUUUCAAGAUUCUUGAACAACAUCAACAAGAUAAAAUAUUACCAAUUCUCUAAAUCUAAAAAAAAAACCCAACAGUACCUUCACUGAAGUAUCUUGCACAGAACUUGAUGCCCAUCCACUAUUCUUUUCAGAGGUAAAGAUAUUUAUGGCAAAAUUGAGUAUUUAAUAAAGUUUUACUUGACGUAACAUUAUUACUAUAUAAUUUAUGAAGACUCCAAAAAAAAAUCUUUUAUUUGAGAAUGAAUGGAAGUGCCUUACGUGAGAAUUAUAUACUUAGAAAUUUUGCUAGGAAGUUGUAUGUUUGCAAGGUUUUUGUGUUUGUCUUUUUAAACUACUGUUAAAAACAGCCUAUCACACAUAAUAUGUUUAUAUUUUAAAACAAAGAUUUUUCCUGUACCAAAGCUGAGGUGUUACACUCUAAAUAAGAUGCCAGAUACUAAUUAAUCACAUUAAAUGUGACCUUAUAACUCCUGUAUUCUGUUUUAUUGGCACUGUGGUUUCAAAAUUUAUAGAAGAAAGCCUGAGCUACAGGGAAAGUUAUUUAAACUUUCUGUAUGCCUUUUACCAUUAAAAGUAAGCUUAUCAUGUCUUCUCAUAAGACUACUAGAUCUAAAAAUGAGUUGUAAAAUGUUUUGAAAAUAAUAAAGUACCUUUGAAUCAUUCGAACUAGGUAAGGCUGCAGGUACCUCAGACUACUAAAAGCUUGUAGCUAAUCAUACUCAGCUUCUAAGAAAACAUUGUGAAAUAAUUCAGAGUUCAGAACCUAGCUUUUACCUUAAUAAAACAUAUAUUUGUACUACUCUUUUUUCUUAUAAUAAAAUUACUGAAUUUCCAACUUCAAAGCUGAUACAUUAAUAAGCAAACAUAUUACCAAGUUUCUUGUUAGGCAUACCCCUCAGCUUCCAUGUGUUUUGUUGCCUUUAACUGCUUUAUCUCAGAAACAGCAUAUAAAUAUAGCGAGCUACUUUCCCCCUUCAUACACCCACAGAAAAAUUUAAUCAAGUACGUAUAAUAUUGUAUCUUCAUAAUUACAACUUAAACUGUAAUCAAUUUAUCUUACACAUAGUUUUCUUUUUCUCCCUCUCUUUCUCUUUAAUGAAUCAAACAGCAAUCAUAAUACAUAAGGGAAAUGAAAUAUAUUCUUUAUAAAAAAUACAUGUGUCUAUUAUAAAACUAUGCAAAUAGUAAUUAUUUUAUAAAAUAGAAGUAUCGGAACCAUUCCUAUGGUUGCCAUUUGAAUUAAAGGACUUGCCUUAGUUCACCAAAUGUAUAAGAACUCUUUCCUCCAAAAAGCUUUGGUAAAAUGUAAAAAUUUAUUAAUAAUGUAAUCAAGUUAUUUAAUCCCACUUUGUGAUAUUACCUAUGAAAACAGCAUAUACCUAAUGAUAAAUUACUGUAAAUCUUUCCUAUAAAGAUAUGGCCUUGGGCCAGGGAUUUAGCUCAGUGGUUCCGGCACCUGCCUUGCAAGCGCAAGGUCCCAAGUUUAAUCCCUGGUACCAAAAAAAAAACCAAGAUAAUGGCCUUUUUUGCCAACAGUUUGGAUAGCCUCUUUUUUUCUUUUAAAUGGGAUUUGCUUGGAUCCUAGCAGCAAUCUUUUUACUGUAUUAGCACUUUUUCUUUUGUACUGGGUGGGGAUUGAACCCAGAGCCUCACGCAUUGAACCAGAGCGACCAAGCCCUUGGUCACUGAGCUACAUCCCCAGAACUUAUUUUAAGACAGGGCCUCACCAAAUUGCCCAGACUAGCCUUGAACUUGCAGUCUUUCUGCCUCUGCAUCCUGAGCAGCUAGGAUUACAAAUAUAGGCAUGGGCCACCAUGCUUGGCAGCAUUCUUUCUUUCUAGUAAGAAAUGUCUUCCAAGCAAAUGCAAAAGUGGGAAAAGUCGCUUUUAGUUCACAUGAGAUGUUUAUAACAUAUUUAUUAAAAUCCUUUGCAGAUGGUAUAAACUUAAGUCAUUUUAUCUUAAGUACUGAAUAUAGUUACAUAGAAUUAUCACUGCAUAUUUUUUUCUAGUAUGAUUUCAAAUAUCUAUAUAAUCUCACAUAUCAGUAUAUAAUCAUGAGCAAACAUACACUGGUCGUACCUACAUUGUAAUUCAAAAUAAGUUAGGCAAAUAAUCAUUUAAACAUAAACUAUUUUCCAAGUGUAGACUUUCAUAUAGUUCACCCUCUACCUUAAAUACUAAACACUAAUUAAUGCAGCCUAGUUCCUAUCUAUAAUUUUCUCGGGAACAUAAAUAAAAAACACAAUAAGCUUUUACAAAGUUACUUAGUGUUCACUGAUUAUUUGACAUCAUUGAAGAAACUACCCCUCAGUAAUUUUAAACUAUAUUUAUUGUGUUUUCUCUGUGUCAUUUUGUUACUGUCCUGAUAACAUACUCUGAACCCUCUUUGUAUCAAAUUGUUUUAUUAACAUAGAUCUGUCUCUAGCUUCAUUCAUGGAGAAAUACCUAAAAGGAAUUUUUUUAAAUCCUUUUUCAUUUUGCUGAUAAGAUUUUGUAGCACUCUGACAAUAUAAAAUAAAACUAAUCGAAACUAUAAUUCUUUUUCCUCAACUGGACACAUUGAACAACUUUUUUCAUUCAUUCUGUAUACUGGCCACUAACUACAAAGAAGCAACCGCAGGCCAGGCACUUGUUAUAAACAUGAAUAUUGGGCUGCAGGAUGUAGCUCAGAAGUACAGCACAUGCUUAGCAUACAUGAGAUCCUAGGUUCAAUCCCUAGCACUAAAAAAAGAAAAGAAAAAAAAAGGAUGAUUUUCUGCCUUUACAUUGCUCAAAGUCUCCUUAGAGAAACGUAAUAUGUAUUAUACAAUAUAUUAGUGUUAAAAAAGAAAUAGAUGCAGUGUACUUUGGUAAACACUGUUGAAUUGGAUCUCAAUGAGAAUAUACAAACUUUGAGACCUUUUUAUAAUCAAAUACUUUUCUUUGAAAUAAUGAGUUAUCAGGGCUGAGGAUGUAGCUCAGCGGCACAGCACCUGCCUGGCAAGCACAAAGCCCUGAGUUUGAUUGCCAGUACCAAAAAAAAAAAAAAAAAAGUUAGCAAAGAAAGUAGGACAGUGGAGGUUGACUGGAAUGUA
Molecule: messenger RNA, 4185 nt
Organism: Heterocephalus glaber (naked mole-rat)
Lineage: Eukaryota; Metazoa; Chordata; Mammalia; Rodentia; Bathyergidae
Gene: Thap2
Product: THAP domain containing 2
Cellular component (GO): nucleus
Source: RefSeq, a predicted model, not a curated record